Molecule: messenger RNA, 657 nt
Organism: Symbiodinium sp. CCMP2456
Lineage: Eukaryota; Dinophyceae; Suessiales; Symbiodiniaceae
Source: the annotation of a GenBank genome assembly
AUGGAGGCACAAGAAGAGCAUGGCAUCGACGUCCCGCAGGUCAUCAUUGUGGACAUGGCUACUGGCACAGAAUCGGUUGGAACCAGGUGGACAAGUGAGGCCUCUGCAGUCCAUGCACUACCUGUUGGUGGCAGUGACCCACUAGCUCUCUUCAACUCUAUCCCCCCACUUGCCAACAAGUAUGGCUGGGUUGGCGGUGUCACAGGUACAUUGGGCCAAUCACAUUGUUUUGACUUCUACGCCAAGGUCUACAACUCACGAUGCUCCUUUCAGCUGCCGCGGAAUGUUCCCGGAUGUAUCUACCAGCUGAGGCCAAUCAUCUCCCGCUCCAGUGCGCAGUGGCUUCGAAACAUCGAAAAGUAUAUACUGAGCUGUACCUCAACGGAGAUCUGUUCGAGAGCAUCACGGCCUGUGCUGGUAAUCACAGAGACUAUUCUGAAAGCCGAGCAGGUCUCAAACCACUUGAAGGCUGCCGGGUAUCCGAUCAUGAAGCAAAAUCGCGAGGGCAGGUGGUCUCAUGAGGGCGGAACUGCAACGAACAGUGCUGCCCAUGUCUUCCCCUACGUCAAGUCCAGCCCUGAUGCGUCCAUCGUCGUAGCGUCUAACAAGGGUGGGCGUGGACUGGAUCUGCUCGACGGGAGAUGCCCUCCAGGUUGA